This is a messenger RNA of Uranotaenia lowii, 1431 nucleotides long. RefSeq names its product WW domain-containing oxidoreductase (gene Wwox). Lineage: Eukaryota; Metazoa; Arthropoda; Insecta; Diptera; Culicidae. Gene Ontology annotation, molecular function: protein binding. Bases 151 to 1365 code for a protein of 404 amino acids. The transcript has a single exon. The record is from RefSeq and is a predicted model, not a curated record.
AAUAACAUCGAACGCUUAUCACUAUUAAUUUUUUUUUUAUCUUUUGCUGGAAAGGUGCACAAUCGCCUGAUAUAAAAUAGGUGUUUCGGCAAUUUCGAUAAUUGUGAUAAAGAUUGAACCAAGUAAGACAAAGUUAGGCAAAAAACAACAAUGCCAGUUCCGAUGCCGGAAUCCGAUUCGGAGGACGAGUUACCUCCGGCGUGGGAAGAAAGAGCAACAAACGAUGGAUUUGUGUACUACGUGAAUCAUCACAGUAAAACUACACAGUGGACUCAUCCCAGGACCGGUAAGAUGAAACGGGUGUCCGGUGAUUUGCCAAUUGGUUGGUCCCGCAAGGUGGAGGAAUCCACGGGGAAGAUCAUCUUUGUCGAGGAAGCAACGCAGCGGAAAUCUUACACUGACCCCCGACUGGCGUUCGCCGUCGAGGAAUCGGUUCAGGCUGGGGAACUGCGUCAACGUUUCGAUAGUGGGACGAAUGCAUUGCAAGUUCUCCAUGGUCGGGAUCUUAGCGGAAAAGUUGCAUUGAUAACGGGAGCCAACGUUGGGAUUGGUUUCGAAACGGCACGUUCCUUGGCACUUCAUGGAUGCGAGAUUAUUUUUGCAUGCCGGAAUGAAAAAACUGCCUUGGAAGCUAUUGAGAGAAUAAGCGCUGAAAAGGAGGUCGCUGGAAAAAGGUGUCGAUUUAUCAAGUUGGAUUUGGCGAGUUUGCGAUCCGUUAAAGAAUGUGCACAACAAGUCAAAGCACAUUACAAACAAUUGGAUUUAUUAAUUUUGAAUGCAGGGGUUUUUGCACUUCCUUACAGUAUAACGGAGGAUGGAUUUGAGACUACAUUCCAAGUUUGCCAUUUAGGCCAUUUCCAUCUGACUAAUUUACUGCUGGAUUUACUAAUUCACACAUCGAGAAUCGUAGUCGUGUCAUCCGAAUCGCACCGCUUCAGUAUGCUUUCGAAGGAUAUGACCGAAAGUGAUCUGUCACCACUUCCUAACAAGUACUGGAGCAUGGUGGCCUACAACAAUGCCAAGCUGUGUAACGUUUUGUUCGCUGCUGAGCUAACCAAGCGGCUUAAGUCCAAAGGGAUAUCGGUUUUCUCGCUUCAUCCGGGUAAUAUGGUAUCGUCGCAAUUGGCGCGAAACUGGUGGUUCUACAGGUUGCUGUUCACAAUUGUACGCCCUUUUACCAAAUCGCUACAGCAGGCUGCCAGUACCACAAUCUACUGUGCCACGGCACACGAGCUGAACGGACUUACCGGUCUUUAUUUCAACAAUUGCUACGUUUGUGACCCCAGUGGGUCAUCCAAGCUGGAGGAUAUGCAGCGAAACCUUUGGAACCUUAGCGAAAGAAUGAUCGAACAAGCAGCAAAAUGAAUGAGCACUAACUAUGUAUGUCAACUGCAUUUACAUUAAAUGAAUAACAAUUUAUUAUAAUAUAUU